CGAGUAUACUGCACCAGGCACGCGUUUCCCCUUGGAGAAAGCUCAAGAUCCUGACAUAGGAGUGAACUCUUUACAGAAUUACGAGUGCAGCGAGAGCAACUAUUUCUCCUUGGACGUGAAAAACGGAGAUGACGGUGUGAAAUAUCCGGAAUUAAUAUUGGUGAAAUCCUUGGAUCGAGAGCAGCAGGCUGCUCACAAGUUGAUCCUGACAGCCACAGACAGCGGGAGUCCUGUGAAAUCGGGAUCGACAACAAUCCAGAUCAUUGUGUUAGAUGGAAAUGACAAUGCUCCGGAAUUUACUCAGCCCGUUUAUAAGGUGACCGUGAGAGAAGACGUGGCCGUGGGAAGUCGGGUGUUGCAGGUGACAGCGACUGACAGAGACGAGGGGCCAAACGCCGAGGUGAAGUACUCGUUCUUUAAAAUCCCGGAGAAGUUCGACAAGACUUUUAAGCUGGAUCCAGGAAGUGGAGAAAUUGAGAUAACAGAGAAGCUGAAUUUCGAGGAACAGGAGUUUUACGAAUUGGAUGUGCAAGCCCGGGACGCGGGUGGACUUUCGUCCCACAGCAAGGUUUUGAUCAAGGUCGCUGAUGUGAACAACCACGUCCCCGAGAUUGUCAUUAUGUCUGUGUUCAGUCCGGUCCCAGAAGAUACACCGCUGGGGACAGUCAUCGCAAUUUUCAGCGUCCAAGACAGGGACUCGGGGGCGAACGGCGAGGUGCAGUGCAGCAUCGCCGAGAGCGUCCCGUUCCGGCUGGAGAGGUCGUUUGCUAAUUACUACAGCGUAGUGACUGCCGAGGAGCUGGACCGGGAGGAGGUGGCGGAGUACAACGUGACGGUGCGGGCGGCGGACGGCGGGUCGCCGGCGCUGCGGAGCAGCGCGGUGCUGGCGCUGCGGGUGCUGGACGUGAACGACAACGCGCCGGUGUUCGCGGAGGCGCGCUACAGCGCCCGUCUGCCCGAGAACAACGCGGCGGGCGCGCUGGUGCUGACGGUGCGGGCGGCGGACGCGGACUGGGGGCAGAACGCGCGCGUGCGGUACCGAAUACGCUUCAGCAAAGCAGAGAAUGGAAGUCCGACCGGCAGCGCAGGGCCGGGCAGCCGCCGGGCGGGUCGCGCUCUUGGGGAGCGGAUCCGCUACGCCAUCCCCGAGGAGCUGGGCAGAGGCUCGCUGGGGGGGCCGCUGGCGCGGGACCUGGGGCUGGCCCCGGCGGCCCUGCCGGCACGCAAGCUGCGGAUAGUCUCUGCUGACGAAAAGCAGUACUUCGCUCUCGGGGAAGAUAAUACAAAUCUGCGGGUAAACGAGAGGAUAGACCGAGAGGGCAUCUGCGGGGCUGUGUCGCCCUGUGUCCUCAGUUUGGAGGCAGUCGUGGAAAAGCCUUUCAAUAUAUUUCAUGUAAGCGUUACUAUCCAGGAUAUCAACGACAAUCCGCCGCAGUUUGACAGAGAAUUUAUUGCCAUAGAAAUGAUCGAGUCCACGCCUCCUGGGGCCAGGAUCCCGCUGAGCAGUGGCAGAGAUCCCGACAUUGGGGCGAACUCAUUACAGAAUUACCAACUUACCCCCAACCCGCUCUUCUCCCUUGUAGUGAGGGAGACUCCUGAUGGGACGAAACACGUGGAAUUGGUACUGGAGAAAAGCUUAGAUCGAGAAAAACAGAGAAAUCACCAUUUGAUACUGACGGCGGUGGAUGGCGGGGAUCCAGUCCGAUCCGGGACCGCCCAGAUUAAGAUUAACGUGACCGACGCAAAUGACAACCCGCCGGUGUUCACCAAAGAGAUCUACAAGGUUCGACUGCUGGAAAACCUGCCAGAGGGCUCCUUAGCUUUUCAGGUGAAAGCUACGGACGGCGACGAAGGUACAAAUGCAGAGAUUACCUACUCCUUCAGUGACAUCGCAAACAGUGCUCGCCAGCUCUUUGCUCUGGACUCCAGGACAGGGGACGUGAAGAUAACAGGUCCCUUAGAUUACGAAGAAGAGAAAUACUAUGAAGCGAGUGUUGAAGGCAAGGACGGGGGCGGGCUGAGUGCGCACGCCAAAGUGCACAUAGACAUACUAGACGUCAACGACAAUGCGCCAACCCUUUCCCUCCUGCCUAUAUUGAACACGAUACCUGAAGACGCGGUCCCGAGCACAGUAGUAGCUCUGAUCAAUGUCCGUGACAGAGACGCAGGGGAUAACGGAGAA
Molecule: messenger RNA, 2182 nt
Organism: Pygoscelis adeliae (Adelie penguin)
Lineage: Eukaryota; Metazoa; Chordata; Aves; Sphenisciformes; Spheniscidae
Product: protocadherin gamma-B2-like
Exons: 2
Biological process (GO): homophilic cell-cell adhesion
Cellular component (GO): plasma membrane
Molecular function (GO): calcium ion binding
Source: RefSeq, a predicted model, not a curated record